AUGGGAGGGAACACUAAGACAGGAAGGAAAGUGGUGGUAGCAGUCGAUGAGAGCAACGAGAGCAUGCACGCUCUCUCUCGGUGUCUCGCCAACCUCGUUUCUCCCACUUCUAAAUUAGUUCUUCUCUACGUUAAGCCCCCACCUCCUAUCUACUCUGCCUUCGACGUUGCAGGUUUCCAUUUCUAUAACUCUGUGAUUUCUUCCAUGGAAAAAUAUAGCAAGGACUUGGUGAACUCUGUUAUGGAACGGGCAAAAGUUGUCUACAAAAACUUCAAUGUAAAAGUAGAAAGAGCAGUUGGGAGCGGAGAGGCAAAAGAUGUGAUAUGCAAUACAGUAGAGAAACUUGGAGCUGACAUCCUUGUCAUGGGAAGCCACUGUUGUGGUUUCUUGAAAAGAGCCCUUAUUGGAAGUGUGAGCGACCAUUGUGCCCAGCAUGUAAAAUGCCUAGUGGUGAUCGUGAAGAACCCAGAGGAAAAUUGA
Manihot esculenta (cassava) is the source of this 480-nucleotide messenger RNA. Its product is annotated as universal stress protein Sll1388-like. The transcript is spliced from 5 exons. Lineage: Eukaryota; Viridiplantae; Streptophyta; Magnoliopsida; Malpighiales; Euphorbiaceae. Bases 1 to 480 code for a protein of 159 amino acids. The record is from RefSeq and is a predicted model, not a curated record.